AAGAAUGAUUGGUAUUGAAUUUGGUGAGGACCGAUGCCCGGUUUUUAUAAAAUUUUUUAAAAAUAUAAAUUUUUGAAUUUAGGAAAAAAUAUUUUUUAAUAUCCGAGGUAUGAUUUUCCAACAUUAUAAACAUGGGUGUAUAUUAGCCUGAUUUUGGCUUGCUAAUGAAUUUCUAAAGUUAACAUCAGGUUUAAAUCGAGCCGAUUUUAAAAUCCCACUUGGAAUGCUAUCGAGCUGACUUUCUAUCAAUUUUCUUUCUAAUUGUCAAAAUUUUCUAAGUGACUAUCUAUCUUUAUCUUUUUAUUUCGCUCACAAAGCUUCCUCUAUGAGGAAGCAAAAAUUGAAAAAUCCGCAUGCUUAAAGCAGCUUAAGCAUUGUAAGAUAAAAUGAUGAGGAAGCAAUGUGCAAGUUUCUAAUUUGCACAACUCUACUUGUUUUAGAGUAUGUGUAAUUAUGAGACAAUAUGUUUUUUUUAUCUAAGCAUGUAAGAGGGAUUUCUUGAUCGAAGUUGUUCUCAUGUAUAAUUUAAAUCAAUUGUCAACAUAUUGAAUGAAGAAUCAUAUACAAUGAUGAUAAUAUUUCGUCUAUCGCUAUUGGAAAUUUAUAAGGGAACGAUUAUCUAAUCGCAUGGCAUGUUUUGCUAAUCUACAUACAUGUAUUUCUGUAAGAAAUAUAUGUCUAUUUGGUUUUCGAAUUUAAUCCAUGGAUUUAGUGAUAAAACGAUCAUAAUCGGUGGCACUUUAAUUAAGAACAUUAUCGAGCGACACCCUAAGCAACUCCCUCAAGAGAUCCCAUGUACAUCCCACGUGACAAUUUAUAUUGCAAACGAUCGUCAAGAGGGUAGGAACAAUCGAAAUGAAUCGAAGGCGAAAGAAGAGAUUUUGACUCGGACCAAGUCCAGGGCGUGUACGUGAACGAAGUCGUGCUCCUCUUGUGGUCAAGGUCAUCGCAGAGCGGGGGACUUAGUAGGCAGGAUGUUGGAUCACGGGGCCCCCUCCCUCCGGAACGGAGGAGUAGGUAUAUAUAUGCGUCCUCGCGCGUCCGGAAUACCAGAUUGUUGGCCCUCCCCGUCGGCCGCUUCACCGGUGGUGGUGGUCUUUUAAAAUUCAUCGCGGUGUCCAAGGAACACGCACCUGCAGGAGACCUAGAAAGAGCCCUUGCUCGAUCAGUGCAGUCAGAUCGCGCGCCGUUAACAAGUGUUUUCAUUUAGUUUACUCCCGUCUCACAGUGACAGAUUAACCCCGUAUCGGUGCAACGCAACGGAAAGGAGGAGGAAUCAAGAAGCCAGCCAUGGUGGCUUGGAUUAUCCUCUUGACACUGGUGGGCUUAUCGUCAGCUGUCCCUUCGAAACGACGAGUACUUGUUGAAGAAAUUCUGUCUUUUACACCACCACGGAAUCAGCAGCAUGGAAUCGUUCGCUCGUUCCAGAGAGACGCUGUCGAAAGGUCGCCGACUCCAACGUUCGAUCGCCUGUCAAAUUAUUUAGAUUAUAACGAGUUUGGCUCGCACAGAUAUCCUCUGCGCGAUGCAGUCGAAUCGUUACCAGCCAACGUGCUGUACGCUGAAUCGAGUCUCAAAUUUCGAGAUGACUUUGAAAGAGAGAACGGAAGAUUACCUUUGAGAGAUGCAGUAGAACAUCGCGAAGCACCUUUUCUCAGCGUCGAUGUGGAUCACGAGUCGAUUUGGAUCGAACCUGUGGCACCGCCGAUUCUUCGAAGGACGCAAAAUUUCGAACCUAAAAUUGUUUGCCGCUUCGAUUCCAGAGCUGUUCAUAGAACGGAACCGUUUUCUUUGCUUCCAGAAAACAUGCCAGAUCACAAGUGUACCCAUCUGAUAUACGAUGCGGCUAUUUUGGACAGAGAAAAUAUCAUCCUUAGAGAUCCAUAUGAUCGAGAUGGUUAUAAUGCUAUUAUAAGACUUCGUUCGCGGGAUCCAACGUUGCGUGUGCUCAUAUCAAUCACAAAUCAGAAUCUACACGACGGUAUAUUCAUCCAAUAUUUCUCCAACGCGACUCUAUUCCCGCAAAAGUCUAUUCUCGAAUUCCUCGAGGAAUAUCCCUUUGAUGGCAUCGAGCUGGACUGGCCGGCUGCUGCCGAGGAUUGGCAAAGCUUCAAGAAUAUGGUCAAGAUAAUCGGCGCUUCAUUGGCCAGGAAAGGAUACACUUUGGCGGUGGCGUUGAGACCGGAGGAUCCCGUGGAUCCAGAGCUGUUAUCGAUCGUCGAUUUGGUAAUUUUGAGAAGCUGGCUGGAUAUGCCAUAUUGUCAAGACGAUAAUUCAAUUUGCGAAAUGAGAAAUGAAAUAAUAGAGAAAGUCGCUGUUCAUCCGGGCCUCUUAAGUUUUGUCGCGCAAAACACGAGCGAAUGGGUUAGACAAGUCAGCGUCGAACAAAGGUCAAAAAUCGUUCUCGCUUUGCCAAUCUUUGGUCAGGGAUAUACCCUGAAAUACGAUAAUCUCACCGACGCCGGCGCGCCCGUUCUGGGACCCGGCAGAGAGGGUGAUUACACUAAAUGGCAAAAUGGAAAAUUAGCUUAUUUUGAGGUAUGCGAUAAAUUGGAGGAAGGAUUGUGGUUCUCCGGCAGGGAUGAGGAAGGGCCGUACGUGAAGCGCGGCGAUCAGUGGAUCGGUUAUGACGAUCCUGUAUCGGUUAAAGUCAAAAUAGCGUAUGUUCGAGCAACGGGACUUGGUGGAGUUGCAUUAUGGUCGCUGGAUCUAGAUGAUUUUCAGGGUAUUUGCGGGAAUCCUUGGCCGAUGCUAAACACGGCUGUACAAUCCUUAGGAUACUAUAAGGAUAUGCUGGCGGAAAAGUGUUCAUUUGAAUAUUAUCUCUUCGGAGUGGAUCCAGAAGAUUGUUCCAGAUUUUACUCUUGCAUCAAAGGGCGGCUGCAUCAUGGUCAUUGCGGCUACAACCGGUACUUCGACUUGCUCGAGGAACGUUGUUUAACAAUUAUCCCGGAGAGACCUCCGGAAAUGUACGGAAAAAACAGCUGCAAGCGCGCGCACAACGUUUUCGAUCGAAUCAUCGAUCAAAAUUCUUUAUUAGGAGUAUCGUCGGAGCAGAGAAAAAUGUUACUGCUACAGCAGAAAGGACCGAGAGUGGUGUGUUAUGUAACUUCCUGGGCAUUGUACCGUAAGGAAGAUGGCAAAUUCGUGCCGGAACAUUUAGAUUCGCAGCUCUGCACCGACAUCGUCUAUGCUUUCGCCGGAUUGAAUCCUGAGACCUUGCUAAUGCAAUCGUUCGAUCCUUGGGCCGACAUCGAAAACAAUCUAUAUCAACGAGUGACUUCUAUCAAAGGAUCGAGAAUAUUAUUAGCUCUGGGCGGAUGGACAGACAGUUCUGGCGAUAAAUACUCUCGAUUAAUCAGCAGCGGUGCCGCUCGCCGUAAGUUCGUCGCGGCCACAGCAAACUACUUGAAGAAGCACAACUUCGAUGGACUAUCGUUCGAGUGGAGUUACCCCAAAUGUUGGCAGAGCGAUUGCAAAAAGGGUCCGGACUCCGACAAGCCCAACUUUACUAAACUGAUACAAGAACUGAGAGAGGAAUUUGACAAACAGGAACCACCUCUUCACUUAGCCGUCGCUUUAUCGGGAUAUAAGGAGGUCAUCGAUAAAGCGUACGAGAUGCGCGAGAUCUCGCGAGCCGUCGACUUCAUGUCGGUUAUGACGUAUGAUUACCACGGCGCCUGGGAAUCUAAAUCGGGACACAUAGCACCCUUGUUCGGCUCACCUGGCGAUAGCAACCCUUAUUAUAACGUCAAUUUUACCAUGAGCUACCUUGUUAGCCUCGGUGCUGAAAAAUCUAAGCUUUUAGUCGGUAUUCCAUUAUACGGUCAAUCUUAUCGACUUUCUACGGCGAACCAAGCUGGUCUGGGUGACCCCACGACAGGUCCCGGUAAGCCGGGAGAGUUCACCAAACAACCUGGAAUGUUGGCUUAUUAUGAGAUUUGCGACAGAAUCAAGCGGCAUGGUUGGAAAACAGAACUCGGACCAAGUGCUCAGUUCGAGGAUCAAUGGGUAGGUUACGAAAAUCGAGAGAGUGUCUACGCUAAAGGUAAAUAUAUAACGGUUAAUGGCUACGGUGGAGCUACAAUGUGGACCGUCGACCUAGAUGAUUUUCAAAACCGUUGCUGCUCGGAAUCGUAUCCUCUAUUGAAAGCUAUUAAUCGUGCGUUAGUUUAUAUCUUCUUCUCAGAUUCGACACAUGCAUAUACCUCGACGACAAGUCGACGUCCAUUGUUGAGUUCAACCAGAAGACCAUCUAUCACAACCAUUGUUACAACCACGUCGACGACAACGACGACGGCGCCGAAGACGACUACAAGAUUCACCACAUCGAAACCUAUUGUUAUCGUGACAUCGACGCAAAAACCGUUAAAACCAUGCCAACACGGACAAUAUUACCCUUAUCCGAAUUCGUGCACAAGUUUUCUAGUCUGCGUAAACGGCGAUCUCGUCUCACGGCAGUGCGGCCCUGGCUUAAAUUGGAAUACUGAGAAGAACAUGUGCGAUUGGGCCUUCAAAAAUCCAUGCGUCGAGGCCCCACCUCAUAAAAACGCUCUGCUUGUGGGAAAGGAUAGCGUCCCUACUACCUGCAUCUCUGGCAGCUAUAGUAGCGUACCGGGUGACUGUAAGAGCUACCAGGCGUGUCUUUGGGGUCGUCAGGAAGUGUUUAGCUGCGCGCCGGGCUUGCACUUCAAUAAAGAGACCCGUAUUUGUGACUGGCCGACCCGGGCCAAAUGUAUAGACGAUAACAAAGAAGCCACCACGCAAGUAGCAAUAUCGACGACGGAUUUACCAGCUCAACCACCGGUUUCGCAAAAACCGAUCACGCAACCGACUACGGAACAAGCACCCGUUACGUCAACCACGAGUCAACCUACAUCAACUACGAGUCAAUCUACAUCAACUUUGCCUUCCGCGACUAUAGAUCCUGACAAGGUGUCCCCACUGUCUGGCGACUUCAAGGUGGUAUGUUAUUUUACCAAUUGGGCAUGGUACCGUCGUGGGAUCGGUCGUUACCUUCCGGAACACAUUGAUCACACUUUAUGCACACAUAUCGUGUACGGAUUCGCGGUGCUGGAUUAUUCCGAACUGGUGAUCAAAGCACACGACUCCUGGGCAGAUUACGAUAAUCGUUUCUACGAGCGGGUAGUGGCAUACAAAAAACGGGGCCUUAAAGUACUUCUCGCGUUAGGCGGCUGGAAUGAUUCGGCUGGUGAUAAGUACAGUCGAUUGGUGCACAGUUCGUCUGCCAGGAACAAGUUUAUCGAUCACGCUAUUCAAUUCAUCGAGAAAUACGGCUUUGACGGAUUAGAUUUGGAUUGGGAGUAUCCGGUUUGCUGGCAGGUAGACUGCAAGAAGGGCCCAGAUUCGGACAAGGAAAGGUUUGCGACCCUAUUACAGGAAUUGAGCGCAAAGUUCAAACCAAAGGGACUGUUGCUUUCGGCAGCAGUCUCGCCGAGCAAGAAGGUAAUCGACAAAGGCUACGACGUACCGGCGUUGGCCAUGUAUCUAGAUUGGAUCGCCGUCAUGGCAUAUGACUAUCAUGGACAGUGGGAUAAAAAAACUGGUCACGUGGCGCCUAUGUAUUAUCAUCCGGACGACGACUACUCUUACUUUAACCUUAACUAUUCGAUCAAUUAUUGGAUUUCGAAGGGCGCAUCACCCAAGAGUAUCGUCAUGGGCAUGCCAUUGUACGGGCAGUCCUUCACAAUUAACGAUCCGAGAGCGGGAACUGGACUGAAUUCCCCGGCUAGCGCCGGAAAUGCCGGUGAAUUUACUAGAGCCGCCGGUUUUCUAUCCUAUUACGAGAUCUGCGAUCGCGUACGCAACCGUGGCUGGACGAUUGUGCAGGAUCCAGAGUACAGAAUGGGUCCGUACGCCUAUAAGGGCAGCCAGUGGGUCAGUUUCGAUGACCCGGAAAUGAUUCGGCGAAAAGCCGAGUUCGUGCGCGACAUGGGUCUGGGCGGUGGUAUGGUGUGGGCCCUAGAUUUGGACGAUUUCCGCGGACGAUGCGGCAACGGACCUCAUCCGCUGAUGCAUGUGAUCCAACAAGUAUUAGCGGAACCACGGAGCCAUUAUGUGUGGCCCGAAAAUCAAAAGCCAACAACAACGACGAUGACGACAUCAGUUACCAUCAAACCCACGCAAAUGAUACGGCCAACUAUGUCAGUGGAUCGCUUUAUGCAUAACACUUCCAGAAAUGAGUUUAAAGUCAUUUGCUACUUUUGCAACUGGGCCUGGUAUCGGCAGGAGGGCGGCAGAUUCGUUCCAGAAGACAUAGAUCCUGAUCUUUGCACCCACGUGCUUUACGGAUUCGCCGUCCUCGAUGGUAGCAGCUUGACGAUCAAGUCCCACGAUCCUUGGGCCGACAUAGAUAAUAAAUUUUACGAAAAGGUGGCAGCAUUGAAGUCGAAGGGUCUGAAGGUGCUGAUGGCGCUGGGCGGUUGGAACGACUCGGCUGGCGAUAAAUACAGCAGACUUGUAAACUCACCUACUGCUAGGCAGAAGUUCGUUACGCAAGCUUUGCACUUUAUCGAAAAAUACGGUUUCGAAGGCCUCGAUCUCGAUUGGGAGUAUCCGGUGUGCUGGCAAGUGGACUGCAAGAAAGGUCCAGAGUCUGAUAAGGAAGGUUUCAGCCAACUGGUGAAAGAACUGAGCGACGAGUUUAAACCGAGGGGGUUGCUUCUCUCCGCGGCCGUCUCACCGAGCAAAAGGGUAAUCGACGCGGGAUAUAAUGUUCCCGUUCUGUCAAAAUAUUUAGACUGGAUAUCUGUGAUGACCUACGAUUUUCAUGGACAAUGGGACAAGAAGACCGGUCACGUGGCACCCUUGUAUCAUCUUCCGAACGACUGGGAACCGACAUUUAAUGCCAAUUUUUCAAUCCAUUAUUGGAUAGAGAAAGGUGCGAACCCGCAAAAGUUAGUCAUGGGCGCUCCGUUAUACGGGCAAUCGUUUUCAUUAGCGGAAAGAAAUGUGCACGGAUUAAACGCGCCAACCUACGGUGGUGGUGAGGCUGGAGAGGCGACCAGAGCAAGAGGCUUCUUGUCAUAUUACGAGAUAUGCGAAAGAACAUUAGAAAAAGGAUGGACAGUUGUUCAAGACAAAGAGAGAAGGAUCGGCCCUUACGCAUACAAGGGUGACCAAUGGGUGAGCUUCGACGACGCUCAUCAAAUUAAACUAAAGGCAGAAUUAAUUAAGAAGCUUGGUCUCGGGGGCGGGAUGAUUUGGGCUUUAGACUUGGACGAUUUUAAAAACAGAUGCGGCUGCGAACCUAGUCCGCUAUUGAGAACGAUGAAUCGAGUAUUAAGAAACUAUCCGGAGGGCCCGCUGUGCCCUAUCACAAAAGGUACAGAAGCGAUCAUAAUCGAUGUUGAACAGACUGACAGCGAGUCCACUACUAUCACUGAACGUCCGAUAUACGAAUCUACAACUUCGCCGAGACCAACGUAUACACCACCAUUAAUCACAUCAACGACGACGAUAGAAUCAGAAACGGAUGAUACUGUUGAGAUCGAAGCGAGUUUGCCACCGCCGAUUGAUUGCGGAGGACUUUUGUUCCUACCGCACAAGAGCGAUUGCACCAAGUAUUACUUGUGCAACUUCGGCAAGAUCUCGGAACAGACCUGUCCAACUGGACUCUACUGGAAUGAAAAUCGAUGUGAUUGGCCGGAGAAUACUAGAUGCGCCCAGACUGCUCAACGUCAAAUCACCGUAUCGCCAAGACUGACAAUAGUUGAGAAUGCGAACGAUAAGAAGGUGGUUUGCUAUUACACUUCUUGGUCUUCGAGGCGGACAGGUUUUGGCAAAUUUUUGCCGGAGGACAUCGACGGAGAACUGUGCACGCAUAUCGUCUACGCCUUCGCUAUGCUAAAUAUUUGGGAGCCGGAAAAUAGAAGGAAUACGCCGAUAUUUACGCUGAAACUCGAGGAUUCUGCUGACGUUUACAAACAGUUCCUCAAUAAAGCAGCAGAAAUUAGAAAAAGAUACGGCGUUAAAAUAUUACUCGGUUUAGGAGGAUGGAACGACUCCAAGGACAACAAGUACAGCAGGUUGGCCGAUUCGUCAACGGUUGAACAGUUUACGCAACAUGCCGCGCGAUUUGUUCAAAAGCACGGUUUCGAUGGUUUGGAUCUCGAUUGGGAAUUUCCAGUAUGCUGGCAGGCUGAUUGUAAUCGUGGUUCUCAGCGCGAUAGUUACAACUUUUACCGGCUGCUUCGCAAAUUCAACGAAACUUUUAGAUCUAAAGGACUCCUCUUAUCCAUCGCAGUCUCAGCGAGCAAGAUCAUCAUCGAUAAUGCCUAUGUCGAGAUCCCGUCCUUAGUACAAUACGUAGACUGGAUCGGCGUAAUGGCAUAUGACUAUCAUAACGCUUGGGGACGCGAGACCGGUCAUGUUGCACCGCUCUAUCAUCAUCCCAGCGAUUACACAGUAUUCAUGAACGCAAACUUUUCCGUGAGAUAUUGGCUCGACAAAGGCGUACCGGCCGACAAGAUUGUCAUGGGUAUACCCGCUUACGGAUCAAGCUUCACUCUGUCCGAGAUAUCACAAAACUACACUACUGUACCAUUAGGCUUCCACGCGGAAGUCUCUGGACCCGGAGAACCCGGCAAGUUCACGAGAUCGGCUGGUUUUCUGGCUUAUUACGAGAUAUGUGAUAACGUGAGAAAUGACGGCUGGUCCGUGACGAAAGAUCCGGAAGANCGUGUCGGAUCCUAUGCAUCGAAACGCGAUCAGUGGGUCAGUUACGACGACACGUCCAAUAUAGCAAGAAAGGUGAUCAUUCCAGAUUUCCUAGAGAAGAUAAUGCAAAAAUGGAAAAAAACAGUUCAGAAAAGACUGAAAUUUCUUGUCACAUUCCAAAAAUUGAAAAAUUAA
Formica exsecta is the source of this 8874-nucleotide messenger RNA. RefSeq names its product probable chitinase 10. The transcript is spliced from 22 exons. The record is from RefSeq and is a predicted model, not a curated record. Gene Ontology annotation, molecular function: chitinase activity; chitin binding. Bases 1291 to 8874 code for a protein of 2527 amino acids. Gene Ontology annotation, biological process: chitin catabolic process; carbohydrate metabolic process. Gene Ontology annotation, cellular component: extracellular region. NCBI's taxonomy places the organism in Eukaryota, Metazoa, Arthropoda, Insecta, Hymenoptera, Formicidae.